AAUGUUGCAAAAUCAAAGUUCCAAAUUUCAAACUUACGGUUUUGUGCGAUGACCAGUUUCACUUAGAGCUUUAGCAAAGCUUACAUUAACUCGCAUGCAUGUAUGUCAACUUAAUUAUUGUCAAAUAAUAUGUCAGGAAGAGGUGACAGCCAUCAGUACUCUCCCCUUUUACAUGGGGAUGAAGAGUUUAUAAGCUAUGAUGACAAAGAAUUGGAACAACAGUACUUUAGGCGAAGGAAGCUAAGGAGAAGCAAGAGAGCAUGUUGCCUGCUGAUCCUACUCAUAGCCGUUGCCACCAUAGCAGCUCUGAUUGCCAUCAUUCUUCUUCAUGAUAACAAAAGCAGCAAGUCUGAUUUUCCAAGUUCAGGGACUAAACUUAGGAAAUUUAAGAAGGCUGCCAUAGCAUCAGACAGCAAAGUGUGCUCAGAUAUUGGCGAGGAUAUUUUACGUCGCGGUUCCUCAGUCGAUGCAGCCAUUGCUAUAUUGUUGUGCUAUGGCGUGGUCAAUCCCGUGAGCAGUGGGAUAGGAGGAGGAUUCUUUAUGACAGUCUAUGAUAGUAAAAAGGGCAAUGCCGCAGUCAUUAAUGCAAGAGAAACUGCACCUUUGAGUUCCUCUGAAACUAUGUAUGAGGACCAUGUCAAUUCAUCAGUAUAUGGUGGACCUAGUAUAGCUGUUCCAGGAGAAAUCAAGGGGUAUAUGGAGGCAUGGAAAAGAUGGGGAAAAUUACCAUGGAAAGACUUGUUUACGAAGAGUAUUGAAUUAGCCAAAAAUGGAUUCCAAAUCUCCAAACAUUUGGCAGAAAAGAUGGAGUCUGCAGAACAUAUUUUAAGACUAGAUAAAGACACCUGGAAACACUACUCAGAUCAAAAGACUGGGAAAAUGUUGAAAGAGGGAGACUUGAUUAAAUUUCCAGAACUGGCAAAAACUUACAGGAAUCUGGCAGAGAAUGGUGGAGAAGCUUUCUAUAAUGUCACAGAGGGAAGUCUUGGUUACGAUAUACUGCAGGAUCUCAAAGAAAAGAAAUCUAACAUCAGCGAGAAGGAUCUCAGAGAUUAUACUGCCAAGUUUGAAGAGGCUUUGAAAGUAACACUGAGAGAUGGCAGUGUUCUCUACAGCCCCAAACCACCGGCCAGUGGAGCUGUUCUCUCAUUCAUACUUAGUAUAUUGGAUGGUUACAACUUGACAGCUAAGGAUCUACAAACAAAGGAGUCACGUCUUACAGCCUACCACAGAAUGAUAGAGGCCUUUAAAUUUGCGUAUGCUCUGAGAUCAGACCUUGGAGAUCCCGCCUUUGUUCCUAAUGUUACUGAGGUUGUGAAGAAGUUAACAUCUACAGUGUAUGCUGACAGAACCAGGAGGAUGAUAUGGGAUAACACAACACAUAAGACCCCUUACUACGGUCCAGUGUUUGACCACAAGCUGAAAAGUAGUACUGCUCACCUGUCAGUACUGGGGGAGGAUGGGAUAGCUGUGUCAGUGACAACAACUGUCAAUCUACUAUUUGGUUCAGGGAUUACAGGAAGACAGACAGGAAUACUGUUUAAUGAUGAAAUGGAUGACUUUUCUUCCCCUAACAUCACCAAUGCUUUUGGAAUCGCUCCCUCUCCCUCCAACUUCAUCAAGCCUGGGAAGCGGCCACUGUCAUCCAUGUGUCCUGCGGUCCUGGCAGACAAGACAAAGAAAGUGAAGAUGGUAGUGGGCGCUGCAGGUGGAUCCAGAAUUACGACUGCCACAGCUUAUGUUGCUGCCCAUGUUUUGUGGUUUGGAGACAAUAUCAAGGAAGCCAUUGAUGCCAGGAGACUACAUCACCAGCUUAUUCCACAAACAGUGUACCAUGAACCAGAUUUUCCAAAGUUCUACCUUGAUGGUCUACAGGCUAAGCAUCACAAUAUAUCAGAAGAGGCUUUAGGGAAUUCAAUUGUUAAUGGAAUUGUUCAGGAUGAGAAUGGAAUUUAUGCGAAUAAUGAUUUUCGACGGCCUGGUGGUAGUUCAGCAGGGUGGUAAAGCUCAGAUUUCCAAGAUGAAAUCCACUCCUAGUUUUAUUUACAAUAUUUAUUCAAAGAAUAUUUGUUUGUUAUGAAUAUACUCCUGUUAAAUGAAUAAUUAUUAUCAUUAUUUGGGGGGAUGGAUAAUUUUUGUUGUUUUUUUUGCUAUGAAGAGACCAAUGCAAUAAAUUCAUGUCCUUCACAAAAUGCAAAAUUUCUAAUAGAGAGCAACUUAAUAUUUUUUCCACCAUAAAAUCAAAUUCCAAUGAACCUUUUUUUCUUUGUACUUCUAACAUCCAAUGAGUUUACUGUGUUUUAAUUAGUAAUUGAUCUUAGUUCAUUUACUUUAUUUACAUCUGAUUUCACUUAUUUAUUGUCAUUUGAAUCAAGUUGUGAUUAUAUUUAUUUUUAUAGAUAUAUUUACUUAGGAUGGUAAAUGUAACCAUGAAGUCUCUUGUUAGCUCUACUGGUCAGAGACCAGAAGAGCUUAUGCGAUAGUAAGGUGUCCGUCGUCCGUCUAGCUGUCUGUCUGUCCGUCUGUCUGUAAAUAAUUUUUCAAAACGCUACUCCUCCUACAGUUUUGGUCUGAUUUCAAUAUAACUUGGCACACAAGUAGACUACACUAAGACACAUAAAAGAGUGCAUCGGUUUUUGAUUUUGAUGAUCAGUGUUGCCAUGGUUAUCAAAAAUAGAAAUUUCUGUGAAAUUCCUUUAAAAUGCUACUCCUCCUACAGUUUUGGUCUGAUUUCAAUAUAACUUGGCACACAAGUAGACUACACUAAGACACAUAAAGGAGUGCAUCGGUUUUUGAUUUUGAUGAUCAGUGUUGCCAUGGUUAUUAAAAAUAGAAAUUUCUGUGAAAUUCCUUUAAAAUGCUACUCCUCCUACAGUUUUUGUCUGAUUUCAAUAUAACUUGGCACACAAGUAGACUACACUGAGACACAUGAAAUAGUGCAUCAGUUUUUGAUUUCGAUGAACGGUGUUGCCAUGGUUACUAAAAAUAGAAAUUUCUGUGAAAUUUCUUUAAAAUGCUACUCCUCCUACAGUUUUGGUCUGAUUUCAGUAUAACUUGGCACACAAGUAGACUACACUAAGAUACAUAAUGUAGUGCAUUGGUUUUUGAUUUCGAUGAACGGUAUUGCCAUUGUUACUAGAAAUAGAACACUACUCCUACAGUUUUGGUCUGAUGGCAAUGGCUUCUUUUCUCAAUCUUUGUUAUAAGUACAAACCAGUAGAGCUACACUCUCGACAGAGACUUCUGGUUUAUUAUUGUUUUUAUUUGGUUUCAUUAAAAUUCACUCAUUAAACACCUGUCAGAAUUAUUUAAGUUUUAUUGGAUCAUUGGAAAACGUGUCUCUGUACAAUGAAAAUUUACUGGUAAACUUUAAUAUAAAUGUAUAUAUAUAUAUAUAUAUGUUAAAUAGAAUUUAUUCAAAUUUACAAACCAUACACAAACUUUGUCUCUAUAAAAUUAUUUUUGUAAUUUUCCUAUGAUUAACUUAGACUUAUAUAGAGUGUACUUUAUACCAAUUUACUAUGAAGAUCAUUCUUUCAGUUUUUUAACUAUUACGGUAAAUACAAUACUUUCUGGUAAAGUUUAUGAAUAGGUAAAUAAGUCAGUGUUUGUACAGUAUGUCAUUUAUAAUUGAUUUUGAAUUUAUUGUAACACAGUGACUGGGAAAUUUUAUGAAAAUAUAAUUGUGUUUUUUUUUAUUUUCAAAUUGUUCAAAAGCAGAAGUGUUUUGUGUUUUUACUAUGUUUACAGAUAUUUACCCAUUGUUGUUUUUUUCUUUUAACAAACUGUGAUGCAAUGGAUUAAACAAUAUCACAAUCUCAUAAAACAUGAAAAUGUCACAGCAUUGAGAGUAACAAAAGUAGUGUCUUUUCUGGGUAGAAAAAACAAAAUAUUCUUUAGUGUAAAAAAUAACUUCGUCUUGUCUGAAAGCUCUAGUUUUGUGAAUUAUC
Molecule: messenger RNA, 3950 nt
Organism: Saccostrea cuccullata (small rock oyster)
Lineage: Eukaryota; Metazoa; Mollusca; Bivalvia; Ostreida; Ostreidae
Product: glutathione hydrolase 1 proenzyme-like
Exons: 13
Coding region: 130-2004 (624 amino acids)
Biological process (GO): glutathione catabolic process
Cellular component (GO): plasma membrane
Molecular function (GO): glutathione gamma-glutamate hydrolase
Source: RefSeq, a predicted model, not a curated record